Molecule: messenger RNA, 5327 nt
Organism: Astyanax mexicanus (Mexican tetra)
Lineage: Eukaryota; Metazoa; Chordata; Actinopteri; Characiformes; Acestrorhamphidae
Gene: zc3h4
Product: zinc finger CCCH-type containing 4
Exons: 14
Coding region: 246-4142 (1298 amino acids)
Biological process (GO): negative regulation of DNA-templated transcription
Cellular component (GO): nucleus
Molecular function (GO): metal ion binding; RNA binding
Source: RefSeq, a predicted model, not a curated record
GCUGAGCGGAGAAGAAGCAUCGCCAUUUUAAGUGAGCGAGUUUCAUUUCAGCACGCAACUGUAAGGACGGAGAGAACUUCAGGAACGUUUCAGCAUGUUUCUCUUUUAAACUGUUCAUGGGAAUUAACUGCUAUGAACUGAAACUCUUCCUAAAACCAAUCAACCAGUAGAUCACAGUGAAGUAACGCAUAAGCCAGUUGAGUCCUGAGUCGAUUUUUUGCACUGAAUGUAGCACGUUAGAGGAAAUGGCUGUGGAAAGCAUGACUGUCCAUCCAAACUCCCCAACAGCCAACCUGCACGAACACAACAGUCUUCUCACUGACGAAAGGCGAGAAGAUGGAGAGCUGGAGGAAGGAGAACUGGAGGAUGAUGGAGGAGAGCCAGAGCCUGAGGUCCCCAGCGCUGAGGGACAGGAGCCGGAGGAAAAGCCCCGGCGCAGCAAGGAGCGUCAUGACAGUGAAUCGGAUGAAGAGAAGGCACACCGACGCAAAAAGAAGAGAAAGAGAGAGCGAGAGAAAGAGAAGAGGAGGUCCAAAAGGAAACGAAGGUCGAAACACAAGCGCCAUGCCUCAUCCAGUGAUGACCACUCAGACUAUAGUGAUGAUUCUGACUACAGUCCCAGUGAGAAGAGGAAGUAUCGUGAAUACAGCCCUCAGUACCCACCCUCAUCUCAUGGGGGCUACCCUCCUCCUCCUCCUUCGGGUCAUGGUGCACCCAUGGGAAAGAAAGGCGGCUACAUGACAAGCCGGGACAAACAAGGCUAUGGUGGCUAUGACGAUUAUGAUGAGGAGAACUAUGAGGGUGAGGAGGAGGAAGACAUGGGUGAUGAUGACUACGAUGAUUUCACCAAGGAACUUAAUCAAUACCGAAAGGAAAAAGAGGGUAGAGGUGGAAUGCGUGGCAGAGGUGGUAGAGGCCGAAUUAAGAACUUAAGAGGCCGUGGCAGAGGGGGUAUGAGGGGUCGCGGAAGAGGAGGAAGCCGAGGACGUGGACGGGGCAAGAUGGGAGAUGAUGAUGGGGAUGGCAUGUACGGAGAUGACAUGGAGUAUGGUGAUGAUGACUACGAUAACAUGGGGGAUGAUGAUUAUGAUGAUUACUCAAAAGAACUGAACCAGUACAGGAAGUCUAAGGACAGAGGACGAGGUAUUCGUGGUGGAAGAGGUCGAGGACGGGGUAAAGGAAUGCGAGGCAUGAACCGAGGCAGAGGUAGAAAUCGAGGAAGGGGUCGUGGAGGAGAUCAAGGCUAUGAUGAUGAUGAUGGAGAUAUGGACAUGGGGGAUGGAGGAGGUGGCCAGAGGAAGCAUGAUUAUCACGACAAGAAGGGCAAGGCCAUCUGCAAGUACUACAUUGAGGGUCGUUGCACCUGGGGGGAGCACUGCAACUUCAGCCAUGACAUAGAAUUGCCUAAGAAGAAAGAGCUCUGCAAGUUCUACAUCACUGGCUACUGUGCUCGGGCAGACAAUUGUCCAUACAUGCAUGGUGACUUCCCAUGUAAGCUGUUUCACACAACUGGUAAUUGUGUGAAUGGAGAUGACUGUAUGUUCUCCCAUGAUUCUCUGACAGAUGACACACAAGAGCUCCUAGACAAGAUGUUGGCUGAGGACGCUGAAGCUGGUGCUGAGGAUGAGAAGGAAGUGGAGGAGCUGAAAAAGCAAGGCAUCAAUCCCCUCCCUAAACCCCCUCCUGGUGUUGGACUCCUUCCUACACCUCCAAGACCUGGCCCAAAUGAUCCUCCGGCUCCUGUGGACUUUGGGAUGCCGGGAUCAACACAAGACUUUGUGCCACCUAAUGGUCCACCAUGUCCUGUAACUGGCUCUGUUCCUGAUGCUGCAGCAUUCCCUGUCCCCCCUCCCACUUGCCCAGAUACACCAUCUUUUCCCGGGUCACCUACCUCCAGUGUUCCACCUCCACCACCCAUGGGUCCACCGCCUCCUUGUGGAAGUAAUGCAGGGAAGAAGAUCCCGUCCUUGUUUGAAAUCGUAGUAAAACCUACUGGGCAGUUGGCGCAAAAGCUAGGUGUCAGAGGUCCAACUCCUGGUACUGCUGCAGCAGGUACUGCGGGACCUCAGGGCCCCCCUGCAGGACCUCCGCCACAUUUUCCUCCACCACCACCUGGGCAUAUGGGGCCAAAUGGGCCUCUUGACAUGCCACCAAUGGGCCCACCAAACAUGAACCAGGGUCCUCCAAUGAUGCACUUUGGCACAGAAGAAGGACCUCCAAACUCCAUGAUGCCCCCUGGGGGUCGCAAUUUUUAUGAAAAUUUCUAUCAGCAGCAGCAAACCAUGGGCACAGAAGGGGAAGAAGGAGUUGAUGAAAGCUACCAGGGAGGAGCUGGUGGAAAUUUCAGUGAUCAGUCCUCAGGUAAUCAGAGCUCUGGAAUCAUGGAAGGUGCAUCCAAUGGAGGCUCAACUAAUCAGUCCGGGAUAGCAGUUCCAGACUUCCUGCCUCCAGCACAGCGAGUGCUGUUCAUGAGGAUACAACAGAAACAGCAGGAGGAAGAGGAGAGGGCCAGAAGAUUAGCUGAGGGAGGGGCUGAGAGAGACAAUGAAGGAGAUUCGGCAAACUGGUAUUCUAGUGAAGAUGAAGAUGGAGGCGGUAGCGUCACAUCGAUUUUGAAAACCUUACGACAGCAAACCCAAACCCAAGGCCCUCCAAAACCUGAGGGGGUUCCCUCUGACCCCCGUCUGCAGAAGGCUCAGGCCACUAACAGGCCAGCAGACCCCAGGCUUGCUCGUGAUCCUCGGUUAUGCCGCGGCACAGACUCCUCCCAGACCGCUGAGCACAGUCCCUCUUCCUCUCCAUCCUCUGCUGCUCCCGCAGAUCCUCGUCUUGCCCGCCAAGCUGCCCCUAAACCUGAGGCCCCACUUGUGUAUAAACCUCCACCUCUGGUCCCUGCUGCUGCUGCUGAGGAAGAGGAGGGAGAAAGGGUCCUGAGGGACAAGCCUGUCCCCAUCCCACUAGAUCCCUUAAUGGGUAUGGCUCUGCGAGACCCCCGCUCCCAACUCCAGCAGUUCAGUCAUAUCAAGAAAGAUGUAGUACUAAUUAAGCCACCUUUUUCCAAAGCAGUGCUGUGGAGUCCUGAGGACCUCAUCCCUAUCCCCAUCCCAAAACAGGACUUCCUUCCAUUGCCCCCUGGCAUCCCACCAGUUUCUGCCUUGGACCCUCGUCAGUCUCGCGCACAGCAGCAGCUCCACACAGCAAUGCCUGCGUCCCUGCCUGCAUCUGCUUCCCCUGCUGAACAGCCUGGUCAGUCUUCAUCUUCGCUCCCAGACUUUGAGCUGCUCUCCCGUAUUCUCAAGACUGUAAACGCCACCUCGUCCAGCUCCUCUCAAGGUGUGCCGCCCGCACCCCCCUCUGUAUCCGUCCCUGCCGAGAAGCCUGUAGACCCGCGUAUGGCACGUAAGGCUGUUGCUGACCCCAGACUCCAGCCACAAAAAUCUGCCCUGAAGCAGCCCUCAGAACCCCCAGCCCCUCAAGUUACAGCAUCAUCUGGCUCCCCUGAACCAACUUCACCCACAACCACGAUCGCACCCUAUGACCCACGCCUGUUGUCAGCUGGAGGUUCAGGCAGAGGAGGCAACUCAAGCAGUUCUGGUGCUGGCAGCAAUGUUCUGAGCAACAUCAGUCUAUACGAUCCGCGGAUGCAGGGUUCAGACAAAUCCGAGAGUUCAGAGCCCACUGUCUCGGCAUCCGAGUCCAAACCCAGCGACAGUGCAGCUGCUCCACCCAAACCAAAGUCCAAGGAGCCUCUGUUCGUCCGCAAGUCUGCACUGGACCAGCCGGAACCAGAGAAGAGCAGCACAGAGCCAACCACUGACCGUUACAACAGUUACAACCGGCCGCGCCCCAAGCCUGCUCCAUCACCCAACACGGGGGCUGCUGCAGGAGGUGCCCCAGUCGCUGGAGGGCCCAAUCAAUCUGGACAGGGACCCCCUGGAGCUGUGGAACAACCUGCAGGAGUUCACAACUUGCCUGUGUCCACACUCUUCAGCAUGGUGAAACAGUCUAGCAAGCCUAGCGGGACCGGCAGCCCAUUUGGUGGCAACAGCCCUGCUCAGCCAGACACUACGGAGCAGGACAAUGCCUCUCUCAAAGACGUUUUUAAAGGCUUUGAUCCCACAGCCUCACCUUUCUGUCAGUGAUCUCAGCCCUAUGGCUUUGUUUCACUCCUGGACAGCGUGGAACUUUAAGACUUUUGGAACAUUUGGCUUCAGUGUUGCCCUGUGUGCAAGGAGAGCAUCCCUGCCAUCUCACAUAUAGUAUCUCAUCACAGUAUUGACAUAAUUUUAUGAACCAUGGUUUUGGUUUGUUAGGGAAAGUAUCAAGUUUAUGUGGAUAGGAGGAAACGAUAUAUAAAUUAUGUCUGUUUUAAAACCAAAAGAAGAAACAUUUAAGGUGUAUUCAUUUUAAAUCUUUCUCAAAGUGUCAGAAUGAAUUUGGACUUUUGAAAGAAGACGUUUUCAUUAACCUGCAGUCUGCUGUCAGUUGACACUGGUUUAGGCAACUAAUUACGCGUGCACCCUGCCAUUAAACUGUCCUUUCUGUCAGCCCCAAUCUUAUCUGUGAGUAGAGGGCACACGCAGGUCAGGAAUCCAUGCCUUUUAUGUGGUCAGCUCUGCAGCAGGACAAAUCCAUGUGACUACGCACUGCCGCUCCCUUGCUUUCACCAGACAAUGCUAGAAACUUUGUGUACCCCAUCCCUCUGUCAGUUAUGUAAAUUUUUUUAGCUCUGUUUUAGCUCUCUCCUUAUCUGCACUCGGUUUAGUAUAGUUUUGUUCUUUCUUUGUUUUUUAACGUCUGUUUGUGGGCACCUUUGUUAUGCUUGGGACUCUUGGCCUCUUGUGCUGAGUAACACAACUGUGUACCUGAAACCUACAUCUGAUAAGUGUUUGUCACAUGUGAAAUCAUUUUAAUUUAUUUUUUUAUACUUACGAGAACUCUCUUUUUUUUUCCUUGUCACGUGGCAGUUAAAUUUAAUCAUUAUAUAUACAUAUGUGUACAGUAUAUAAAUAUAUAUAUAUUUUCCAACUUGCAUUGUAAAUGGACUUGAGAUGUGCGACAGCAAAAGGGCCAGAAGCAGAAGACUACGUAUUGCUUUUGUCUCUCAGCAAAAGAACUGUUGUUUCCAUCUCGCCACGAUAGAUAUGAUUUUUCAUGUGGACUGCAUAUGAGAAUCAGCAUUGUUCCUUCGUUUGGGUUUGCCCUCGUAAAAGACUGCUUUGUAUAUUGAAAAGUGUCCAUAUUUGACAAGAGGUAACAUUUUGUAACUGUUCAGUGUAGGUAAGGUUGUGAAGUAUUUAAUAAAGGCAAUACCAGAUUAAACAUGA